Molecule: messenger RNA, 2102 nt
Organism: Leptinotarsa decemlineata (Colorado potato beetle)
Lineage: Eukaryota; Metazoa; Arthropoda; Insecta; Coleoptera; Chrysomelidae
Cellular component (GO): cytoplasm
Molecular function (GO): oxidoreductase activity, acting on the CH-OH group of donors, NAD or NADP as acceptor
Source: RefSeq, a predicted model, not a curated record
AAGUUGCGGUAAAUAUUUUUGACUUCUAUUAUGAAAAUUGGUGAAUUUUCAUAUGACGAUAUGACGUAGUAUUUCCGGUUUUUCAUCACUGCAGUUGUAUCAAAUCUUAGUAAGCAAUCCAAGCUGUAAAAAUAAAAAAAGGACUUUCAACGGCUGUCGAUAUUCUCUAUGAACCCUAUACAAUUACCUAAUUCUCAAAUCUACAUCACACAGGCGCGUAUGUCAUGACAUGACAUACAUUUUUUGACGUGGGUUUGGGUUUCAUAAAUUUUCGUAAAAUGGCUUUGUGUUCGAAUUUCAAGAAUUCGAAUCACAUUUUCUAUAAAGUACCAAAUUGUCAGUAUUUUUUAACCAACAAAAACCCCAGGUUGAACAGUUACAACAACUAUCCGACUCAUAUUCAAAAUAGAAACCUAUCUGAUGGAUGCGGUGGAUCACAAGCGGCAAAGUGUAAAGUGGCAAUAGUGACAGGAGGUGCAAGGGGAAUUGGUUUUCAUAUAUCCGAGCAACUGUUGAAAGCUGGAGCACAGGCAGUUAUUCUCGGAGAUAUUUUAAUGGAUGAUAUGGAGGAAGCAACAUGCAAACUGAAUGCAAAAUAUGGUGAAAAUAAAGCACUGUUUCAACCUUGCGAUGUCACGAAAAAGGAAGACAUGGAAAAAAUGUUCAAGUGCACGAAGGAAAGAUUCGGAAAAAUUGAUAUAGUGGUAAAUAACGCUGGAAUUUUGGCUGACUCAAGAUGGGAACAGACGUUACUCAUUAAUCUACAUGGUUUGGUACGUGGCACCCUAUUGGGUUUCCAAUAUAUGGGCGUCCAAAAUUGUGGAAACGGCGGGUUCAUUUUCAAUAACGCCUCAAUAUUGGGGUUGCAACCUAUGUACGGGUCUCCAGUAUACACUGGUACUAAGCACUUCAUCAUAGGAUUCACUAGGUCAAUGGGGCAUGAUUAUUUCUACAACACAUCGAAAGUGAAAGUCAUGGCAUUCUGUCCGGGAGUUACUGACACUAAUAUGAUUUGGGAAGCAGCAGAAGGAGGACUGCCUGGAUUUGAAGGCCUAGGAAACGAGUUAGCUAAAGGGCUUGCUGCAUUACCAUCACAAGAACCCGUAGAAGUUGGGAAAGGCAUAAUAACCAUGAUUCAAGAUGGCGAAAACGGCAGUAUUUGGGUUUCAGAGGCUAACGAAUUUUAUAAAGUCAAGAUUCCAGAUCGCAGUACAUUUAAGCCGCCCUGCUUGAAAGGAAGCUCGUCAUCCGAGGGAGAUAAAAAGGGGGAAGAUUGCAAGAAAAAAAUGGCAGAAGCCAAGUGGAAAGCGGAAGCUGUGAAAAAGGCUGAGGAGGCGAAAAAAGCUAUUUGUGAUAAAGUAGCCGCAGAACAAAAAGCCGCCGCUAGAAAAAAAGCCGAAUGUGACAAAAUGGCUGCUGCAUUUAAAAAAGCGGAAGCUUCUAAAAAAGGUGCUUCGGGCGACAAAAAGGAUGACAAGAAGGAUCCAUGCGAAAAAUCGGCAGACUCCAAGAAAAAAGCAGAAUGUGAGAAAUUGGCUGCCGAACAGAGGAAAGCGGAGUGUGAAAAAAUGGAACUGGCUAAGAAAAAAGCAGAAUGUGCAAAAAUAGCUGAGGCCAAGAAAAAAGGAGAUAAAAAACCAUGCAUGACGGAAGCUGAAAAAAAAGCUGAAGCUGAAAAAGAGGCAGAGUGUGAGAAAAUGGCUGCAGCCGAAAGAAAGGCGGAAUGUGAGAAAAUGGCUUUAGCCAAGAAAAAAGAAGAAUGUCAAAAAAGAGCUGAAGCUAAGAAGAAGGGGCAAGAGAAAAAAUGUAUGUCGGAAACAGAAAAGAAAGCAGAAGCCCUCAAAAAUGAAGAGUGUGAAAAAUUAGCCGCUGCCGAGAAAAAGGCAGAAUGUGAAAAACAAGAAGCAGCUAAGAAAAAAGCGGAAUGUGAUAAAUUGGCCGCUGCAGAGAAAAAGGAUUCGAAAAGCAGCAAACCCAAGAAUGACUGUACUAGCAAGAAAUGAACCACAGAGAAGUGAAAAAUACCGGUUACAGUGUUUGUCGAGUGAUAUUCGAAUAAUUGUGUAUGGUCUGUGUGGAAAUAAAAUUAAAUUAUAUGACAA